AUUCUGGCAGCCCUGAGGCACCUACACUUUAAGAACAUCGUCCACUGUGACCUGAAGCCUGAGAAUGUCCUGCUGGCCUCUGCCGAGCCCUUCCCCCAGGUACAUACAACUGUUAUGACACUAUCACACACACCAUGACUCUCCACGUCAAAGCUAAUGUAGAGAUCUCUCUCUCUCUCUCUCUCUCCUCUCUCUCUCUCUCUCUCUCUCUCUCUCUCUCUCUCUCUCUCUCUCCUCUCUCUCUCUCUCUCUCUCUCUCCCCUCUCUCCCCCCUCUCUCUCCCUCUCUCUAUAUAUAUAUAUAUCUAUAUCUCUCUAUAUAUAUAUAUCUCUCUAUAUAUAUCUCUAUAUCUCUCUAUAUCUAUAUAUCUAUAUCUCUCUCUAUAUAUAUCUUUAUAUCUCUCUCUCUAUAUCUCUCUCUCUCUCUCUCUCUCUCUCUCUCUCUCUCUCUCUCUCUAUAUAUAUAUAUAUAUAUAUAUAUAUCUUUCUCUAUAUCUCUCUCUAAAUAUCUCUCUAUCUCUCUCUCUAUAUAUAUCUCUCUAUAUAUAUCUUUAUAUCUCUCUCUCUAUAGUUAGGGGUAAGGGGGGGAAUUAACCGUUUCCUGUUGUGUGUGUGGCUCUCACACACACACACUCAUUAUUCUGAGAAAACCAUGGUGGUCACAUGGUAAACAUACACACACAUACAGUGGGCUCCGAAAUGAUUGACACCAUUGAUAAAGAUGAACAAUAAUGACUAUAUUAAAUAAAUAAUUCAAAUACUGUGCUAUAUUUAUUGUAUACUCAACAAAAUGGGUAAAGUACAUUAUUUUAUACUAAUACAAUUGCUUAGAGAAAUAGAUUUUGUUUAACAAGUAAUACUUUUUUUCUGAGAAAGGUAGGGGUAAAAAUUAUUGACACCCCUAAAGAUUCUUAUAAAUAAAGUAAUCAAACGUUUAGUAUUAGGUCUCAUGUUCCUGGCAUACAAUGAAUACAUCAAGCUUGUGACUCUACGAACUUUCUGGAUGCAUUUGCAGUUUGUUUUUUGGUUGUGUUUUCAGAUUAUUUUGUGCCCAAUAUAAAUUAAUGGUAAAUAAGAAUAGAAUAUGUUUCUAAACACUUCUACAUUCAUGUGGAUGCUACCAUAAUUGCAGAUAAUCCUGAAUGAAUCGUGAAUAAUGAUGGGUGAGAAAGUUUGAGGGUCAAAGAUCAUACCUCUAAGACAUGCUAACCUCCCCUGUUAUUGGUAAUGGUGAGAGGUUAGCAUGUCUUGGAGAAAUCAAUCAUUUCAGACCCCACUGUAUAUAAUACAAUAUAAUAUAGAGAGUACCAGAACUGAGUUGAUUUGCAGGGGUACGAGGUAAUUGAGGUAGCUAUGUACAUAUACUAUAGGUAGGAGUAAAGUGACUAGGCAACAGGAUAGAUAAUAGACAACUCCAUCUCAUACCGAAUCAGGCAUAACAACAGCACAGCCAAGCCUGCUGAUGGGAACAACUCAAAAUAGUCUGGCACAACACACACACACUGUGCCCAUUUGCUAUCCUGGAUUAACACACCAGAUCUGAGAGUUACGGACAUGGCCAGUGACCAGUGAUGCCCUGUUACAUACAGACAGACCACAUUGAAAAAGACACAGGGGUAACACUAUACCCCUGUCACACACACACACACUGCUUCCAAGAAAGUGCUCUGGCAGUUAUGAUAGCGUCAGUCAAAGUCACCUAAGAGAAGCUAGUGGUUGUUUGGACAGCCCUGGGAUCCUGAAUAGUUAAUAUAGUCUGGUUCAGGUCAGCAGCACUAUACAUGUUACAGGGCACGGGUCAACAGACCUGGGACAUGAUCUCUUCACCCAGCACCACAACAAGACCCAGGAUCAUGUAUAAAACAGUUGGCAUAUACAGUAUGUAGUCCUAUGAAAUAGGAUGGCUUGAUGGUGGCAUCCAAUGCAGCAUGCUGGUAAUGUUAGUAAGGGAGUUGGUAUAUCUGGGUCAUCUAUAAAAGCCAGGUGGUGACCUCUCCCAUACAGGGCGUGGCAGAGGUAUGUUCAACUUAUUUACUAGGCAUGUCAAAGUGAUGAUGGGGUUAUGGGAUAGUGUUACUCAUUUAGUAGAAGAGAGGAGAGUAGGCCAUGAUGCUGGAACUUACAUACUGUAACAUGUCAUAGCUAACAUCAGAACACUGGAGCUGGUCAAGAGGAAGCAGGCCCUAUGACGUAGUCCUCUCUCUCUCCUCUCUCUCUCUCUCUCUCUCUCUCUCUCUCUCUCCUCUCUCUCUCUCUCUCUCUCUCUCUCUCUCUCUCUCUCUCUCUCUCUCUAGGUGAAGCUGUGUGACUUUGGCUUUGCCCGUAUAAUUGGUGAGAAGUCGUUCAGGCGUUCGGUGGUGGGCACCCCAGCCUACCUUGCCCCAGAGGUGCUGCUCAACCAGGGUUAUAACCGCUCCCUGGACAUGUGGUCUGUAGGAGUCAUCAUGUACGUCAGCCUCAGUGGCACCUUCCCCUUCAACGAGGACGAGGACAUCAACGACCAGAUCCACAACGCUGCCUUCAUGUACCCACCUAACCCCUGGAAACAGAUUUCACCUGACGGUAAGACACACACACUUGUACUCAUGCAUGACAAAUGCAAGUGUCUUACUCAAUCAUGGGUAAGUAUAUCUAAAUGUCCAUAUUAUUAUGACAUACACGUACAGUUCACAUACUGUUCUCACCUGUGUGCCUGUGUUCCUCUUCAGCCACUGACCUGAUCAACAACCUGCUCCAGGUGAAGAUGAGGAAACGCUACAGCGUGGACAAGAGCCUCAGUCACUCCUAUCUACAGGUACGCUAGUCAACAGAAGCACGGCAGCUAUACAAAAGUCCAUUACCUACAGUGGAGACACCAGAGACACAAGGCCCCCUAACUGACUUAUUUCUCAUGUUUCUCUCCAUCCUCAAACCUCUCAUCUCAUCCUCUUCCCUCCUUCCAUGCUCUUCUCUUCUUCCCCCUCCUCCCAUCAACCCUCCCUCCCUCCCUCCUCUCCUCUCCAGGACUACCAGACAUGGUUGGAUCUGAGGGAGCUGGAGACCAAGCUGGGUGAGCGCUACAUCACCCAUGAGAGUGACGACUGCCGCUGGCAGAUGUUUGCCCGCGAACACACACUUCCCUAUCCGGCCCACCUGGUGCCCCCUUUGCCUGCGCUCGGGUCUGACGAUGAGGCCAGGGAGGACGCAGACAUGCAGGGGCUCACCGAGAGGGUCAGCAUACUCUGA
Messenger RNA from Coregonus sp. 'balchen', 3224 nucleotides. The record is from the annotation of a GenBank genome assembly. Lineage: Eukaryota; Metazoa; Chordata; Actinopteri; Salmoniformes; Salmonidae.